AUAUAUGUACAUACAUAUGUGAAUAAUACAUGGUAAUAAGGGGAAUAUUCCUUUUUGGAAAUGGACAAUCCAUGUAAAGAUGAAGGUUUUAACAUGGGAAUUUGAGUGGGAGGCCGAGUCCUUAACCUAACCUAUUCGGCUAUUCCUUCCUCUGGAAAGCACAUUCCCAUUGUAAAGGGAUAGCCUCUCUCGUCCACCUCCACCCCUCCCGUAUUUUUCUUUUUUUUUUUUUAAAAUAAUCUCUUUUGGCUCUCGAUUCUUCUUCCCCAAGCUUGGAAAUGUCAGCCGAUGGAUCUCUGGAUCACUUGCUGGCCGUCGCCAUUGAUGCCGCCAAAGUUGCUGGAGAGAUUAUCCGCAAGGGGUUUUACCAAAGCAAGCACGUCGAACACAAAGGGCAGGUGGAUUUGGUUACAGAGACCGACAAGACCUGCGAAGAAGUCGUGUUUAAUCAUCUCAAGCAGCAGUUCCCUGAUCACAAGUUCAUAGGGGAAGAAACUGCUGCUGCAUAUGGCGUGACAGAACUGACGGAUGAACCUACAUGGAUUGUUGAUCCUCUCGAUGGAACUACCAACUUCGUUCACGGAUUCCCGUUCCUUUGUGUAUCCAUUGGCCUUACCAUCAGGAAAGUUCCUACCGUUGGUGUCGUUUACAAUCCUAUAAUGGAUGAGCUUUUCACUGGUGUCCAAGGAAAAGGAGCCUUUCUGAAUGGCAAACCGAUAAAAGUGGCAUCUCAGAGUGAACUUGUGAAGUCUCUCCUGGCAGCGGAGGUGGGUUAUGAACGAGAUAAGGCCACAGUAGACGCGUCUACGAACAGUAUCAACAGCUUGCUUACUAAGGUGAGGUCGAUAAGGAUGAGCGGGUCAUGUGCGCUGAACCUUUGCGGAAUUGCGUGUGGGAGGCUUGAUGUCUUUUACCAAGUUGGGUUCGGGGGUCCAUGGGAUAUUGCAGCAGGAAUUGUGAUAGUCAGAGAAGCUGGUGGAGUCGUUUAUGAUCCGUCGGGGAAAGAAGUGGACAUCACGGCGCAGAGAAUAGCUGCUUCGAACGCUUCUCUCAAGGAUUUGUUCGCGGAGGCGUUGCAGAUGGCCCAAUGAGAAGGAUUCUGCAGAGUGCUACUCAAUGGGAAUCCGGUUACCUAUCGUGUUCUCUUUUUACAUUCAGAAAAGGUAUGAUUUGUUGUCUUUUUUUUUUUUACCGUGGCUUCAUGCGAGUAGAAUUUGGCAUCUAAUGUAGUGGUAAAAGUAAAAGCACAAGAUGGAAGAGUGUGGAUGUUUUUUCUUGUAUGCAAAGAGGAAGAGCCGAGCGAUCAGGAUGAUCAAUACGACAUCAUUACUCAUCAUGUAUGAUUCGGCUUCUUCCCGCAUGCCAUAGAUAAUAAAAGCUGGAAAAAAAAAAGUGCACACCGCAAAAUAGUUAUGCUUGUUUUUGGUCUA
Tarenaya hassleriana is the source of this 1430-nucleotide messenger RNA. Its product is annotated as inositol-phosphate phosphatase-like. Lineage: Eukaryota; Viridiplantae; Streptophyta; Magnoliopsida; Brassicales; Cleomaceae. The transcript has 14 exons. Gene Ontology annotation, biological process: signal transduction; inositol metabolic process; phosphatidylinositol phosphate biosynthetic process. The record is from RefSeq and is a predicted model, not a curated record. Bases 279 to 1091 code for a protein of 270 amino acids. Gene Ontology annotation, molecular function: inositol monophosphate 1-phosphatase activity.